AUGCCGCCUAGUCGGAGAAAGGGCGGAAAAAAAGCGGCGGCGGCCGCCGCUUGCAGUCAGUUUAAGGUCGGCGAUCUCGUGCUUGCUAAGGUUAAGGGAUUCCCUGUUUGGCCUGCGACGUUCUCCUUUGCUGAAGUAUGGUGUAGUGAAAAGUGCCUUAAGUAUGGUGUAAGUGGUUGCCCGUUGGGGCCUAGAGGCUCCCGGACUUUGGUGGAUGAGCCGCAGAAGUGGGGUUACUCUGCUGAUCGCAAGAAAGAAGUUAUACACUACUGUUGUCUAAAAAUGGCUGGGGUGAAGAAACCAAUGGCAGAUCAUCAGUUGCCACAGUAUGGCAGUGCCUAUCAGGUUUUCCGUGGCAGCACAUUGUGGCUGCUUUGGACGUUGGGAAAUGGCAUCGUGGAAAUCAUGCCUCAGACCUGUGUCUAG
Sphenostylis stenocarpa is the source of this 426-nucleotide messenger RNA. The record is from the annotation of a GenBank genome assembly. Lineage: Eukaryota; Viridiplantae; Streptophyta; Magnoliopsida; Fabales; Fabaceae.